Haliotis rubra (blacklip abalone) is the source of this 1263-nucleotide messenger RNA. Its product is annotated as ankyrin repeat domain-containing protein 50-like. Gene Ontology annotation, cellular component: cytoplasm. Bases 1 to 1263 code for a protein of 420 amino acids. NCBI's taxonomy places the organism in Eukaryota, Metazoa, Mollusca, Gastropoda, Lepetellida, Haliotidae. The transcript is spliced from 6 exons. Gene Ontology annotation, biological process: innate immune response. Gene Ontology annotation, molecular function: protein binding. The record is from RefSeq and is a predicted model, not a curated record.
AUGUCGUAUUUGUCCACAGGUACUCUCGCACUUCUUCUAAAUGAAGCCAAGAAAACAUUUGUUGAAACAGAUGUCUACAGACAGGUGAAGCGUAAACUUGAAACGUUUGGUUACGUGACAAUCUGUGGUGCCUCGGGAGAAGGGAAGACCACAAUGGCUCUGAUAUUGAGUUCACAGUACAGAAACCGAGGUUACCAGGUCGUGUUUGUGGAAAGCAUUGACAAGUUUGAUUUGGACAGCUGCCUCAGUUCUACUCCAAGAGUGCUUCUCAUCAUCGAUGACAUGUUUGGUACUGAACAAGCAGUGAUGAAUAUAACCUUACACAGUCUUUCCGCAGCAGAGGAACAGGAAAUAUACGAGAGACAUAAGAACAUACGAGAUGACUGUUCCAAAGCAAAGACAGGAUCAGAGGAGUGUUUCAAACAGCUGGUAUCGAUAUCAAAUAUGGAUGUUCAGGACAUAAAGGGAAACAUGGCUUUGGUUGAACAUCUGAUUUCAGAUUCUAAUAUCAACCUCAGAGGCUUUUGUGGAAGGACACCAAUCAUGGCUGCAGCUUCCAAUGGACGCAAAGACGUGUUUGACUUCCUCGAAUCAAAGGGGGCAGAGACCAAUCUGCUUGAUACAUUUGGUGAUAGUGUACUUCACCUUGCCUGUCGGGGAGGAAACAUGGCUUUGGUUGAACAUCUGUUUUCAGAUUCUAAUAUCAACCUCAAAGGCGGUAAUGGAAGGACACCAAUCAUGGCUGCAGCUCUCAAAGGACACAAGAGUGUGUUUGACUUCCUGGAAUCAAAGGGGGCAGAGACCACUCUGCUUGAUACAUUUGGUGAUAGUGUACUUCACCUUGCCUGUCAGGGAGGCAGCAUGGCUUUGGUUGAACAUUUGUUUUCAGAUUCUAAUAUCAACCUCAAAGGCAAACUGGGAAUGACACCAAUCAUGGCUGCAGCUUUCAAUGGACAUAAAAGUGUGAUUGACUUCCUGGAAUCAAAGGGGGCAGAGACCACUCUGCUUGAUACAUUUGGUUAUAGUGUACUUCACUUUGCUUGUCAGGGAGGAAACAUGGCUUUGGUUGAACAUCUGCUUUCAGAUUCUAAUAUCAACCUCAAAGGCGGUAAUGGAAGGACACCAAUCAUGGUUGCAGCUUUUAAAGGACACAAGAGUGUGUUUGACCUCCUGGAAUCAAAGGGGGCAGAGACCACUCUGCUUGAUACAUUUGGUGAUAGUAAUUCAGGACAGAUGCACAAGAAAAACGCCAAAAGUGUUUGA